Plasmodium coatneyi is the source of this 345-nucleotide messenger RNA. RefSeq names its product SICA antigen. The transcript has a single exon. The record is from RefSeq and is a predicted model, not a curated record. Bases 1 to 345 code for a protein of 114 amino acids. Lineage: Eukaryota; Apicomplexa; Aconoidasida; Haemosporida; Plasmodiidae.
AUGAUUAUUGAUAUUCAUUUAGAAGUCCUAGGCGAAUGUCAAAAAGGGGGCCUACAUUCGACGAAGGAAGACUUUUUUGAAAUUUUGGUUCAAGAAUUCAUGGGAAAUGAGUUCAUGAAAGAAGACUUCCUUCCUAAGGGAAGUGUUCCUAGGGAAGAGGUUCCAAGUUCAGGUUUCGGGUUUAGGGAAGACGACUCUGUUCCUAAGGGAGAGGUUCCUGAGGAACAGGUUCCAAGUUCAGAUUCCGGGUUUGCGGUUCCAGGUUUAGGGUUUAGUGUUCAUGUUCCUGAGGGAUGUGUUCAUAUGGAACAGGUUCCCAGUUCAGAUUCGGGGUUUACGGUGUAG